CCCCGCUUGGCAUUGUAUAUAACCAUUACAUAACCAAGUCAUACGGCUGAGAGGCAUUCAAAGGAAUUGAUAGUGAUUGAGAGAAAAAAAUUGAAAGUCGGAUUUUUCCGUUGUUGCCCUCAAGAUGGCAAAUAUCAGCCCGGCCUGGAGGUAUUGUUUCAAACAAGUGCGAUCUUUCCACUGCUCGUCUCCUCAAAAUGCUGAAGCCAGACUGAAGACGUUCUCGAUAUACCGUUGGAAUCCAGACAAGCCCGACGAGAAACCGUACAUGCAGGACUACAGUGUCGAUCUCAGCAGUUGUGGUCCCAUGGUCCUCGAUGCUCUGAUUAAAAUUAAGAAUGAAAUCGAUCCCUCCCUCACAUUCAGAAGGUCAUGCAGAGAGGGAAUUUGUGGUUCGUGCGCCAUGAACAUUGGUGGCACCAACACAUUGGCGUGCAUCAGCAAGAUCGACAGCGAUGUCAAGAGCACGAGUAAGAUUUAUCCCCUACCGCACAUGUACAUCGUGAAGGAUCUCGUUCCUGAUAUGAACAACUUCUACAAUCAGUACAAAAGUAUUCAGCCCUGGCUGCAGCGUUCGGACGGCAAGAAAGUGGGGACACAACAGUAUUUGCAGAGUGUUGACGAUCGUAAAAAAUUGGAUGGUCUUUACGAGUGCAUUCUUUGCGCCUGCUGCAGUACUUCGUGUCCGAGCUACUGGUGGAAUGGAGAUAAAUACCUUGGACCAGCUGUUCUCAUGCAGGCAUACAGGUGGAUCAUCGACUCUCGAGACACUCAGACUAAAGAGCGAUUGGAUAAAUUACGUGAUCCAUUCUCAGUGUAUCGAUGCCACACUAUUAUGAACUGCACUCGAACAUGUCCCAAAGGCCUCAAUCCUGGCAAAGCAAUUGCAGAGAUUAAGAAAUUACUGGGUAAUGUCAUACAGAAAGACAAGCCGGGUCUCGAUACAACAGCACUGCACAACUGAGUCUCAACUCGAUCGAGUUAUCUAGAAGAUUUUCGACUUCUCAAACUUACCAGUGAUAUGAGCAAUACAAUAAUUUGAUAUUGAUGUAAAAAAGAUUUAAAGAAGGCUAGUUGAUUGGAAAUUGACAGAGGAUGAGGUGAAUUUUUCGUAGUUUUUCAUCUACUUUGUCUGCAAGUAAAACGACAUAAUUAUCGAAAUUAUUUUUUUUAUUUCACUCGCGGCACUCUUCAAGGUAGAAUAAUGUAAUAUUUAUUGAGCAACUGAUGAAUAAACUCUGGAGUCUCGAUUACACUGUAUUCUCUCGAAUAGUUGAGUUGAUCCAAUUGACGAAACUGUAAACCCUCGUAAAUACGUCGGGACUCCCUCGUGCACAGGGAAGGCCGUAAGAUACAAGGCCAAUUUGGUAGCCUUUCGAUACCAGAGGUCCACCAGAAUCCCCCUAGAAUUAAUGUGAAUACAAACAAUGGAUUAAUCUCUCAAUUCACUGAGAGAAAAAAUCAUUUUUGGCAAAUAUUCAUCUAGUUGAGAGGAGCAUUUAUUUUGUUCAAAAUCGUAUUUCUCCAAUCGAGUCAUUCCCUAAUUAGAUUUCAAUUAUGAGAACCGUGUUACUCUAGAGGAUGACUCUGUUGGGUUCCACGAUUUUUCUUCCCCGACAGAUUUUCCUAAAACAAACUCUCCUCUUUUUCCCAUCGAUACCUGAGCAAAUAAUCCCUACGAAGAGUAAAGUGAAUGAAAAAAAAUUAAUACAAGUCAUAAUCAUGUUUAUAAAAAUUAAAUAUUACAAGAACAGUCUACAGAAUAUUACAUGCAAUUCAAUCAGUGAAAAUGGACAAACAAACAAUUUCAAUUACGAAUUUCAUUAAUUUCUUGCAAUUCUUCAUCGAUGAAACAAGACAUCAAUAAACGACCGGGUGAUCGUAAUUCGGUCGAGGCUUACAAAAGAAGGAUAAUCCCCAGUUAUCAUCACAAAAAACAACUGUUUUGACCAAAUGUACGUCAAAAUAUACAAAUUGAAUCAGAAAAUUGGAAACGGAAAAAGUUGGGGAAUAUUUAUCAUAAUUAAAACAAUAAAACUUGAAAAAAUCAA
Molecule: messenger RNA, 2051 nt
Organism: Diachasma alloeum
Lineage: Eukaryota; Metazoa; Arthropoda; Insecta; Hymenoptera; Braconidae
Gene: SdhB
Product: succinate dehydrogenase [ubiquinone] iron-sulfur subunit, mitochondrial
Exons: 4
Coding region: 125-964 (279 amino acids)
Biological process (GO): aerobic respiration; tricarboxylic acid cycle; respiratory electron transport chain
Cellular component (GO): mitochondrial membrane
Molecular function (GO): 2 iron, 2 sulfur cluster binding; electron transfer activity
Source: RefSeq, a predicted model, not a curated record